AUGAUAACAGUACUGAAUAUAAGGAUAUUGCGCAUUUUUUUGCAUUCCAUUAUCAUUUUGGGCUGUUUAUCAACUUUGCUCUUGCUGUACAUGAAACCAUUGCAUAGCUGGAUAUAUGGACCCACAACAGUUGUCGACAUUAAUCCUUCUAGUCCUUCGAAGAAUGAAACCAUUGUGCUUAUUUGGCUGUGGCCUUUUGGUCAGCCAUUUGAGCUCAGUUCUUGCAAAUUAGAGUUCAACAUUGAAGAUUGUUAUUUAACUGCAGACCGGAAACUGUAUAACAAAUCUCAUGCUGUCCUUUUCCAUCACGAGGACAUCAGAAGGGAUUUGGCCAACCUCCCCUUAGAACCACGGCCACCUUUCCAAAAAUGGGUUUGGAUGAAUCUGGAAUCGCCUACUCACACUUCAAAAAGGUAUGGCCUCAAUCAACUCUUCAACUUGACCUUAACUUAUAGACAGGAUUCCGAUAUCCAAGUGCCUUACGGAUCUUUGACAAAGAGCAAAGUUCCAUUAGAUUUUAAAAUGCCAAGCAAAAAUGUCUUGGUAUGUUGGAUCAUCAGCAACUGGGACUAUGAACAUCCGAGAGUGAAAUAUUACUACAUGCUCCGCAAAUAUGUGAAAAUUAUCAUAUACGGUCGAUUCCUCUGGCAUCGCCUGAGUGAUGACGACUUGAUCCCAACGAUAUCAACUUGCAAGUUCUACCUUGCCUUUGAAAACUCGAUACAUAAAGAUUACAUAACUGAAAAGCUCUACAAUGCUCUGCUUGCGGGUAGUGUUCCUGUGGUCCUGGGCCCAUCCAGGGAAAACUAUGAAAAUUACAUUCCAGCCAAUUCCUUCAUUCACGUGGACGAUUUUCUCUCACCCAAAGAGCUUGCUGAUUACCUUCAAAUGCUGGAUGGUAAUGAAAAUUUGUACAUGAGCUACUUCAAAUGGAGAAAAUACUAUGAAGUGAGAAUAACUCGUUUCUGGAGUGAACAUGUAUGCGCCGUCUGUGAAAAUAUCCAGCAACACAAAGAACAUAAAUCCCUCUCCAGCUUGGAGAAAUGGUUUUGGAAUUGAAUAUUAGUUCGUCUCCAGUAAAUAUCAUUAUUUUAAAUACACUAUAAUUGCCUUUUCAGCAGUACGUAUGUUUGAUUAAAAUGUAUGUAUGUUCUUGUUUGAUCUUAUGCUAGAUUCUUUGAGAAUUUAUUGAGCAUUGUCUGGAAUCCUGAGCAUAAAUUUGCAUUUUAAGCAGACCAGCGGGAGUACGCA
Amblyraja radiata (thorny skate) is the source of this 1251-nucleotide messenger RNA. Its product is annotated as alpha-(1,3)-fucosyltransferase 9-like. Bases 1 to 1059 code for a protein of 352 amino acids. The record is from RefSeq and is a predicted model, not a curated record. Gene Ontology annotation, molecular function: alpha-(1->3)-fucosyltransferase activity. Gene Ontology annotation, cellular component: membrane. NCBI's taxonomy places the organism in Eukaryota, Metazoa, Chordata, Chondrichthyes, Rajiformes, Rajidae. The transcript has a single exon.